UACUUCAAAAUCGGAACUUCGGAAGUCAAAACGUAGAGGUUAUACAGUUAUACUGUUUUCGUUUGCGUGUAAACGAACUUUUGAUUUUUAUAAUUUAUCCUAUUGAACAACCUCUUAUGUAUCUAUUCCAAUUGAACGAAUUUUGAAAUAGAAAAUGUCUACUUGCGGCGAAUAUAUCAAGACUACAUUUCCUCUUAUAGACGAUGAUCUUAAACAAUAUGUUGAAGAUGUCCUGGAAAACGGAGUCGAUGAUUUUGAAAGUAGUGAUGAAGUAUUCGAAGCUGUAGGAGAAGUCUUGCAAGAAGUAUCUAAGGACAAAACAGAAUCUGACAUUCGAGAUAUAUGUGAGAAUCUUCUGAAUAUGUUGAAACCUGAUCAUGUGAAUGGAACAACACAGAAUUCUGCUCGUAUUUUGAAUGCUCCAGUCCAUCUAGCUUCUAUGGCUGCCAGAUUAGAAAAUAAUACAGAAGUGAAAAGUAUUUGGUUGAUGCAGAGAGAUGAAUCUUUAAAAGUUGAUGCUAAAAAAUUGGAAAAAGCACAAGCCAAACUACAGGAAAAGCAAGAGAAAAGGUCUAAAGAUGUAAAAGUUUUUGUUCCUCCAAAAUUAGAAACUGCUACAGCUUCUCAGGUCACAAGCAAAAAAGAAAGUAAAUUGGAGGCUAAGGGAAUGAAUAAAGCUCAAGAUAUUCGGAUUGAGAACUUUGAUGUCGCUUAUGGAGAUAAGGUUUUGUUACAAGGUGCAGAUAUUACACUAGCUUAUGGAAGACGUUAUGGUCUUGUUGGAAGAAAUGGUUUAGGAAAGAGUACCCUAUUAAAAAUGAUAGCUGGGGGGCAACUUCAAAUUCCUUCUCAUUUUUCAAUAUUGCAUGUUGAACAAGAGGUCAUAGGAGAUGACACUCUUGCGUUAGAUAGUGUUUUACAAUGUGAUACAGUUAGAGAAAAUUUACUAAAAAGAGAAAAAGAAAUGAGUACCAUUAUCAAUUCCAGCCAAUCUGCUGAUCCUGCUUUAUCUUCUGAGCUGACUGAGGUUUACAACCAGCUUCAAAGUAUUGAAUCUGAUAAAGCUCCCGCUAAAGCCUCUAUAAUUCUGAGCGGUUUGGGUUUCACAUCUGUAAUGCAACAGAAACCUACGAGAACAUUUUCUGGAGGAUGGCGAAUGAGGCUAGCUUUAGCUAGAGCCUUGUUUUCAAGACCGGACCUCUUACUUCUUGAUGAACCAACUAACAUGUUGGACAUAAAAGCAAUUAUUUGGCUCGAAAACUAUCUGCAAAAUUGGCCUACUACUUUAUUGGUAGUAUCUCACGAUAGGCAUUUUCUAGAAACUGUUCCAACCGAUAUCCUUCAUUUACAUUCACAGAGAAUCGAUGCGUAUAGGGGUAAUUAUGAACAAUUUGUAAAAACGAAAACUGAAAAGCACAAGAAUCAACAGAGAGAAUAUGAAGCGCAAAUGGCGCAUAGGUCCCAUGUACAGGAAUUUAUAGACAAAUUCAGAUACAAUGCUAAUAGAGCGGCAUCUGUCCAGUCUAAAAUAAAAAUGCUCGAAAAACUGCCAGAGUUGAAACCAGUUGAGAAGGAAGUAGAAGUAACGCUCAAAUUUCCUGAUACUGAACUUUUAUCACCGCCAAUACUUCAACUGAACGAAGUUUCAUUUAAAUAUAAUAGCGAUAGGAUUAUUUUUAGUGAUGUUAACUUAGGUGCCACUAUGGAGUCCAGAAUAUGUAUUGUUGGUGAUAACGGGGCCGGUAAGACAACACUACUCAAAAUCAUCAUGGGUAUAUUAACACCAAGUAGUGGUGCUUGCAAUGUGCAUCGUAACUUGAAAUUUGGUUACUUCAGUCAGCAUCAUGUGGAUCAACUAGAUAUGAAUGUCAAUUCUGUGGAACUGCUUCAACAAGCAUUUAAAGGUAAACCUACUGAGGAGUAUAGAAGACAGUUAGGUAGUUUUGGCGUAUCUGGUGAUCUAGCACUCCAAACUGUUGCCAGUUUAUCAGGAGGUCAGAAAUCGAGAGUGGCCUUUGCUAGUAUGUGUAUGGGUCGUCCUAAUUUCCUUGUUCUUGAUGAACCCACCAAUCAUUUAGAUAUUGAAACAAUUGAGGCGUUAGGAAAAGCUAUCACCAAAUUUACGGGUGGUGUUAUCUUGGUGUCUCACGAUGAAAGACUUAUUCGCAUGGUCUGUAAAGAAUUGUGGAUUUGUGGCAAUGGUACCGUAAAAAGUAUAGAAGGAGGAUUUGAUGAAUACAGAAAAAUUGUUGAACAAGAACUUGAAUCGGCCUCCAAUAAAUGAAUAUCAUCUCUUGAAAAUAUACGAACACAUAGGUUAAAAUGAAAAUAUUAAUUAAUUUGUGUGAAAUAAUGUAUAUUGGUUUAACAAAUUUAUAUGUACAAAA
Molecule: messenger RNA, 2387 nt
Organism: Harmonia axyridis
Lineage: Eukaryota; Metazoa; Arthropoda; Insecta; Coleoptera; Coccinellidae
Product: ATP-binding cassette sub-family F member 3
Exons: 13
Coding region: 155-2284 (709 amino acids)
Molecular function (GO): ATP hydrolysis activity; ATP binding
Source: RefSeq, a predicted model, not a curated record